AUGGACAAAGAAAACGCCUCAGUGGAAAAGGCCCCCACCACCCCGUCUUUGGCGGUCCCUGCUCCUUCCCAGGCUUCCCCCCAAUCGCCCCAGGCAGCUCUAUCGCCGUCCAACUCGUCCAUUCAAGCCACCUUUGCCCGCGCACGAAAAGGCAGUCACGCUUCUCAGAUGGAACGCCCCAACAACCGCGACUUUGCCAUUCCAGCCUCCCCCACCGUGGGCGAGUCGUCCAUUGCAGAGCUGGUGACGGCACCACCGGCAGUGACGCCCUCCCGGUCCCGAUCGUCGUCGGCAGCCUCCAACAACCAGGCCGCCAUGUCGCCUGUGUUCCCGGCUUACGACGACUCCAACGCAAAGCACUACCGCCGAUGGGAAGACGACCGAUUGGAUCUCAUGGUGCAGCCCGACAAGCUGGUGUUUGUGGAGGGAGAUACGCCCGUGGAAAAGGCGUUCGAUAAACUCGUCGAAAACCACUUCACCUCGUUGCCCGUGCGAACCGCCCCUGAACACAAGUCCGUCUCCCACUCUUUCGACUACGCAGACCUCAACGCCUACCUGCUGCUGGUCAUGGGCUACGUGGACGCCGCAGACACCACUCCCGAGGCACUGGAAAACGUCAAGAAGGCGCGAUCGGGCCAGCCCGUGCCGGUCAACUUUGUGGCUGGCCUGGGAGCCAAGGAUCCCUUCAUCUGUGUGCCUAGAGACUCCACUCUGGCCACUGCCGUAGAGAUUCUCGGCUCUGGCGUCCACAGAUUUGCCGUCACUGAGGGCCCCGCCUCCGACGCUGUCAUUGGCAUUCUGUCCCAGCGACGAACCGUGCGAUACAUCUGGGAGAACGGCCGGUUGUUCAAGACGCUGGAGCCCCUCUUCCAGACGCCCCUCACAGACCUGGGUCUUGCCCAGCCCAACCCCAAUGUGCUCACCAUUGGAGGCGAUGAGUACGUUAUUGCGGCGCUGCGAAAGAUGAACGCCCAGAAUGUGUCUUCUCUCGCCGUCGUCGACGCCUCCAACAACCUGUUGGGUAACAUCAGUGUGGUGGACGUGCGGCUUGUGUCCAAGAGCUCGCAGUCACAUCUGCUCAAAGCCACCUGCGCGCACUUCCUGUCAGUCAUUCUCAAUGCCCGGGGCCUGGAGGACGGCAAGGACUCCUUCCCCGUGUUCCACGUGACCCCGCAGACGUCAUACGGCCGAACCAUCGCCAAAAUGGUCGCCACCAACGCCCACAGACUGUGGGUCGUGCAGCCCGAUGUGCCCUCUCCACAGCCGUCGACCCCCUCUGGUCAGCCGGCCUCCAAGACCCACGGUCCCUCUCACCACGCUGCUCACAACGGUAAGCUGAUUGGAGUGGUGUCGCUGACCGACAUUCUCAAUGUGCUGGGUCGACAUGCUGGCAACUCGGACCUGGACCCCCAUUUUGCCCGUCGAAACCGACGACGGUCUUCCUCCUCGUCCGUGCGAUCGCGAUCUUCCUACGAGCAGUUCCGACGGUCCAUUUCCAUUGAUCGGGGUCAGAGAUAG
This is a messenger RNA of Yarrowia lipolytica CLIB122, 1518 nucleotides long. RefSeq lists its product as uncharacterized. Gene Ontology annotation, molecular function: protein serine/threonine phosphatase inhibitor activity. The record is from RefSeq and is a predicted model, not a curated record. Gene Ontology annotation, biological process: cellular response to glucose starvation; regulation of mitotic metaphase/anaphase transition. Lineage: Eukaryota; Fungi; Ascomycota; Dipodascomycetes; Dipodascales.